AUGCGUUCUCCAAACUCUGUUCUUUCCGUCAGAAACAUUGGUUCUCAACUUUUUCCCAAGAAGUUAGAUUAUUUUCUUGAUUCCUAUAGGCAAGCUACAAAUAUUCCUUAUGGAUACCUUUUAAUUGAUAUGCAUGCUUCUUCAGAUCCAACAUUACGUUUGCGUACUAAUAUUUUUAAAGACGACAACGAAAAAAUAAUUUUCAUUCCUAAAAAUGGGGUCUAA
This is a messenger RNA of Meloidogyne enterolobii, 225 nucleotides long. NCBI's taxonomy places the organism in Eukaryota, Metazoa, Nematoda, Chromadorea, Rhabditida, Meloidogynidae. The record is from the annotation of a GenBank genome assembly.